Messenger RNA from Mucor velutinosus, 1788 nucleotides. RefSeq lists its product as uncharacterized. Lineage: Eukaryota; Fungi; Mucoromycota; Mucoromycetes; Mucorales; Mucoraceae. The coding region runs from base 1 to 1788 and encodes 595 amino acids. Gene Ontology annotation, molecular function: ATP binding; protein serine/threonine kinase activity. The transcript is spliced from 3 exons. Gene Ontology annotation, cellular component: nucleus; cytoplasm. The record is from RefSeq and is a predicted model, not a curated record. Gene Ontology annotation, biological process: protein phosphorylation.
AUGGCUGAUUUCACAGACUCUCUGAUUAAAAACAUUGGUGUUCACUCAUCCUCUCCUGUUAUAACAUCUGUCAAUAUGGGCCAAUUGGGUGAAAAGCUUCGCCAAGCUCGCACAACAACGCUUGCUUCCUUAUCUCAAGCUCUUUCAAAGAAACCUGAAGCUGCUGCUCCCACUGUUGCCAACGAUACCACUACAAUGCAGCUCCCGGCUUCUGAAAAGGCCACCAGUCAAUUGGAGAUCAAUGUAGUGGAAGCUCGUAAUUUGACCAUUGCUGAUGCUCGCAAAGCCGAUACCUACUGCAUUGUUCAUUACGAAGGCAAUACUACAUCUACGCUUGAUAAGGUCGAUGAUGGUAUCUUGCCUAGCACACCUUUGGUGAUUGAAUCUCAAGUCGAUAGUGGUGCAUUCAAGGCAUUCGAAAUCAUGAUGAGCGCAAGUUCUCCCAAGUGGAUGCAUCGUGUCAACUUUGAUGUAACUGCUGGUAACAAGGAGAUCACUGUGUUUGUCUAUGAUCGUGGCAACAAGUUGUCCAAUGGUGAAGAUCGUUUCUUGGGCAUGUCCAGCAUUAUCCCCAACUUGGUUAGCAAGAAGACAGUUGAGUUGAUCUUCCCUCUUCAUGGCCGUCCUGACGACGAUCAAGAAGUUACUGGUGAUGUGCGUCUUCAAGUUACUUUUAUCGAUACUAAAAAGGUUAAUCUAAAGCCAGAGGACUUCCGCAUUGUACGUAUGAUUGGUCAAGGCUCAGUGGGUAAAGUGUAUGAGGUGAUCAAGCGUGAUUCUGGUCGUACCUAUGCCAUGAAAGUACUUUCAAAGCGUCUAUUGUUGGCCGAGAAUGAAGUGGAUACUGCCUUUAACGAGCGUAAUGUGCUGGUUCAAUCUCUCUCUAGCCCUUUCAUUGCGAAUCUCAAGUACAGCUUCCAGACAACCAAUCAUCUCUUCUUGGUCAUGGAAUACUUUCCUGGUGGUGAAUUGUUUGAUUUCUUGGAGCGUGAGCGCUGUUUGAGUGAGAAGCGUUGUCAAUUCUUUGCUGCCGAAAUUGUGUGUGCCUUUGAUAACAUUCAUGCUCACAACAUUGUCUAUCGCAAUUUGAAGCCUGAGAGCAUCUUGCUGGAUGCACAUGGACACAUUGCCUUGACCGAUUUUGGGUUGUGCAAGCAACUGAAGAACAAGGUGGAUUUGAUUCAAGGUGUGCCUCAAGUCAUCACACAAGAAUACCUCGCUCCUGAAAUGGUGAUGCAAAAACCUUAUGGUCUGGCCGCUGACUGGUGGAGUCUUGGCGUCUUGAUGUUUGAGCUGUUGACUGGAUCACCUCCUUUUCAUUCUGUUGAAGAAGGCGAAUUGUUUAGACAAAUCCUGGAAGCUCCCAUUAAAUUCCCUGCUGGUGGAUGCAUUACUGAAGAAGCCAAGGAUUUUAUUUGUCAAUUGCUCGAGCGCAAUCCUGCUAAUCGUUUGGGUUCCAAUGGUGAUGUCGCUCAAGUCAAGGCACAUCCAUUCUUUAAGGACCUGAACUGGGACGUCGUUUACAAGAAGCAAAUGCAGCUGCCCUUUGUGCCCGAGGUAGAAGAGCAGCUCCGUGAAGAAGCCAUUGCUGCUGCUGCUGCCAUCAGUAUCCCCAUGAAUAACAGGACUGACUCUACCAACUCCACUAGUAUGCCUGUGGCUGAUCAAUCCAAAUUCAAGGGAUUCAGCUAUAUUCGUGAAGAUGUUACGUCAAAGAAGGGUGAGCAUCGUCUGGGUGUCAAUCCUGAGGAUGAAGAUCCCGAAGUUGAUUUCUGGUUUAGACAGUGA